Molecule: messenger RNA, 1641 nt
Organism: Mycena citricolor
Lineage: Eukaryota; Fungi; Basidiomycota; Agaricomycetes; Agaricales; Mycenaceae
Source: the annotation of a GenBank genome assembly
AUGAUUCACACCGUUCUCGUCCCAAUCAUCUGCACUAUCCUCUCUUAUGUCGUUUUUCACUUCGCUCGGACCCUCUACCUCACCUGGACAUCGUCAUUGAAAUUCAUCGACGGUCCGCCGUCGUCGAAUUUGAUCUUCGGCCACUCGAUCGUUUUCUCUGACGUGCCAGAGACGGGGAACCAGUGGCGGAAACGUUACGGUCCGACCUUGAUGGCCAAGGGCAUGUUUGGGGUAAACGAUCUACACACAACCGACGUCAAAGCUGUCGCACAUAUUCUCAGCCACGGCUUGCUAUACUCGAGAACGCCCGAGUUUAUUUCAAGUCUGAGUCGUGUCCUCGGUGAUGGAAUCUUAUCGGUCGAUCUGAAUCCGCAUAGACGUCAGCGCAAGAUUCUUCACCCCGCUUUCAGCGUCCAGCAAAUUCGGUUAAUGAACGAGGUGUUUUUAGAACAGGCACUCGUGCUGCGAGAUUUUUUGGCGUCGGAUGUCCGGAAAGCCGGCGGGGCCGCAACCAUCAACCUCGCUGAAAUGUUUCGUCAAGUAACAUUGGAUAUUAUGGGACAAACCGGUUUCGGAUACAAAUUCAACUCACUCGAAUCAGGCGGCAAGAAUGAAGGAGAUCUGAGCAAGGCCUUCCGCAUGUUGUUCCAUGUCCCCAACGCCAACCUGUAUCUUGCUGUGCAGCUUGCUCAGGCAGCCGUUCCGGUCCUCAAGUUCCUGCCGCUGCCCGGCUGGCGCACUACGCAGUUUGCAAUCAAUACUAUGCGUGCGGUUGGAACAAAUCUCCUACAGAAGGCGAAGACGGACGCGCAGACAUUGGGAGAGAAGGAAUUGGGAUCGGGGCGGGAUCUGCUCUCCAUCCUGGUCAAGGCAAACAUGUCCGCGGAAAUCCCGGAGAGCCAACGACUGAGCGAUAGCGAGGUCAUAGCCCAAAUCCCGACGUUUCUCCUGGCCGGGCAUGAGACCAGCAGUGUCGCGCUGGGAUGGGCCGUCCAUGAGUUGUCGCACCAUUCCGCUGUGCAAGACAAGCUUCGCAAGGAGGUCCUGUCCGUUCAGACCGACACCCCGACCAUGGAUGAGCUGAACGCGCUGCCAUUCUUCGAAGCUGUGCUGAAGGAGACACUGCGCUUGCACGCCCCGGUGGCCUACGUUCAGCGCAUGGCCCUACAGGACGAUGUGCUGCCGCUCAACAAGCCUUAUGUUGACCGGUGGGGGGUAUCUCACGAGACUCUCCCCAUCGCCAAAGGACAACUGUUCACCAUCCCGAUACUGGCCAUUAAUACCGACAAAGAGAUUUGGGGCGAGGAUGCCCUCGAGUUCAACCCCGACCGGUGGACUAAUCUCCCCGAUGCCGUGCAAUCUGUUCCGGGAGUUUGGGGCAAUCAGCUUACAUUCCUCGCCGGCGUUCACAGUUGCAUUGGGAUCCGAUUUUCCUUGGUUGAACAAAAGGCAAUCCUAUUCAGUCUCCUCCGCUCUUUCGAGUUCUUUCCCGGCAAGGAGCCCGUAAGCUCCGUGAUGUCCGCGCAGCUGCAGCGGCCAUUUUCGUUCGUUUCCGAUGGAAAGGGUGGUCGUGUGUCGACGGGUGAACUGUCUCUUGUGGUGAAAGCCUAUCAGGGUUCUUCCAUUUGAUUUUCAGUAGUU